CUAGCCACGUCGCACGCAAAACCCCUCCAUGGCGUGGCGCCCCGCUAUAUAUACUUGUACCCUCGUCGACACGCUUCCGAACCCCGACGAGCACCACCACCACCUCAACCUCACCACCCCAACCCUAUCCAUGGCGAACACCGCGCGCUCCGCCCCCUCCCUUUCUCCGUUGACGUCGCCGGAGCCCUCCGCCCACACGGCGGCGGCGGCGGCGGUUUCCGUGGAGCGUCUCGUGCUCGACAUCUGCCACCGCGAGCGCAGGGCCAUGGCCAUGCAAAUCCUCGCCAAGGUAAUGAAAAGACAUGAAGAUGUAGCUCUAGCAAUCUGGCACUCUCGUUCCACCAUGGCAGCGCUCAUCCAAGAAAUUGUUUCAAUAUAUCGUUAUCUCUCACCUCCAAGAUUGUCCAUGGCCGAUUCAACUCGAGUUUGCUAUGCACUUGCCCUUCUCAAGUGUGUAGCCUCCCACCGUGAGACAAGAACUCCUUUUCUGCAAGCUGGUAUACCUCUUUAUUUGUACCCGUUUUUAAAUACGAGUAGUGUAGAAAAGCCAAUCGAGUAUGUAAGAUUAACCAGCUUGGGUGUUAUAGGCGCCCUUGUAAAGUAUGAUGAUGCUGUCGCCAUAAAUUUCCUUAUACAAACUGAACUGCUUCCUCUGUGUCUACGUGCAAUGGAGAUGGGUACUCUACUUUCAAAAACAGUAGCAACUUUGAUUGUUCAAAAAGUGCUUAUGGAUGAAGUUGGUCUUCAACAUGUUUGUUCCACAGCCGAGCGCUUUUAUUCUGUAUGUGACGUACUUGCUUUCAUGGUCACAUCUCGUGUAGAACCACCCUCUGUGAGACUGCUGAAGUACAUAAUCAUAUGCUACCGAAGGCUUUCGGAGAAUUUGAGGGCAUCGUUUUGUCUGAAUGAUCGUCUUCCGAAGGAGUUAAGGGAUGCGGAUUUUAUCGAGUGCCUUCGUGACGACCCCGAAGCUAUGAGCUGCCUUCGGCAACUUCUACAGAACAUAGGCAUAGCUGCCGCGACCUUCCAAGCUCACCAGCAGGGAGGAGUCAAUUACAUAAUAAGAAGCUGGCGAUAAUUUAUCUUUUUUUCUUUUAAGUGAAUGUGGGGUUUUCACCCCAAAAUUUUUUCGUAAAUUACUGGUUUGCAAAAUUAUCAGUGUUAACAGUUCAGGGAGUUUGUCUAUCCUGCUGCGGCUUAUGAUCAGCAGUUGUUGCAGUCGGUUUCAGCUAUGUUUCCGUUUCCGAGUGGCCUGCAAUAUGUACAUCAUUUGAAUGUUAGGGAUUUGAGCUCUAUCUAUAU
This is a messenger RNA of Ananas comosus (pineapple), 1302 nucleotides long. Its product is annotated as cell differentiation protein rcd1-like. The transcript has 9 exons. Gene Ontology annotation, cellular component: CCR4-NOT core complex; P-body; CCR4-NOT complex. Bases 29 to 1078 code for a protein of 349 amino acids. Lineage: Eukaryota; Viridiplantae; Streptophyta; Magnoliopsida; Poales; Bromeliaceae. Gene Ontology annotation, biological process: mRNA catabolic process; negative regulation of translation. The record is from RefSeq and is a predicted model, not a curated record.